Messenger RNA from Pocillopora verrucosa, 1184 nucleotides. NCBI's taxonomy places the organism in Eukaryota, Metazoa, Cnidaria, Anthozoa, Scleractinia, Pocilloporidae. The record is from RefSeq and is a predicted model, not a curated record.
AUGUACAUUGUCCUUGUUCCAAGUGUAAUGGUGCUGCAGUUGCACGUUCAUUUAGAACCUCUAAACAAUAAAACACAAAUUUAUUUUUUUUUAAAUUUAAUUCAAAUAUUUCAGGAUAUUUCUGUUCCUGUCAUAGCACAAGUGAAUGGACUUGCAACUGCCGCAGGAUGCCAAUUAGUAGCCAGUUGUGAUAUUGCAGUGGCCUCCUCUAAUUCACAAUUUGCUACACCAGGUGUCAACAUUGGGUUAUUUUGUUCUACUCCUGGAGUUGCUUUGGCUCGUGCUGUACCUAGAAAAGUGGCAUUAGAAAUGUUAUUUACUGGCAACCCUAUUAGUGCAGAUGAUGCUCUUAAGUCUGGCCUCCUUAGCAAGGUUGUACCUGAGGAAAAACUAGAAGAAGAAGUCAAUGCGAUUGCUACAAAGAUUGCUUCAUUAAGUCAGCCUGUUGUAGCUAUGGGAAAGUCAUGUUUCUACUCACAAACCAUGAGAGGACGGGAUCAAGCUUAUGUAGAGGCGGAGGCAGUGAUGGUUGAGAACCUGAAGCUUCGUGAUGGGCAGGAAGGAAUCAAGGCUUUUCUUCAAAAAAAGAAGCCAUCUUGGACACACAACUGACUGUCAUUAGCUGUAGUUCGUGUCUACACAAUAUUCAAUUGCGUUGGUUUCGCUUUACUUCACUACGCUCUGUGAUUGGUUAAAAAAAACUCACGCCAUUCUCUUAACCAAUCAGAUGUAAAACCUAAAUCAAUCGGUGCCCGGUCACUCACGUUUCCCGCGCUUCGGGCAAUGUUUGAACUCUAUAAUCUCAUUCACUUCUUGUGACAUGUCUCUUGUUCUGUUUGGCCGUUGGUAUAAUUGGGAAAAAACAAGGUAGGGGUUGUUCGUCAGUCCAGUGUUAUACUUCAGCAGUCCAAAGAAAAAGGUACUUUAUCCUCCCGGAGGAGAAUUUUAAUUGUUUGUUCACGUGAAUUGACCUUCAAAGUAUUACAUUUGCGCACACGAUUAUUUAUUUAAACUAAUGUAACGUUUUUGCAUAUAACAUUUAAAAACAAACUCAACGGAUACAACGCACUAAAUUGAUGAUGGCAUGAGUCAUGUCGAAACAUGUCUGCAAAAGAUUUUUCUCGUGAAUUUGAAAUUUGUUUUAAGAAUAAUAAUUAUUAAUAAAAUGCGAUAAUACAAAUAAA